Molecule: messenger RNA, 1939 nt
Organism: Aspergillus ruber CBS 135680
Lineage: Eukaryota; Fungi; Ascomycota; Eurotiomycetes; Eurotiales; Aspergillaceae
Exons: 1
Coding region: 64-1836 (590 amino acids)
Source: RefSeq, a predicted model, not a curated record
CCGGGUAUUUCAUCCCCGCAACUCGCAUUCUCCCACCAACCUUUUUUACAACACCCAGCAUCUAUGCCCAAAAAACGACAUGAUUUUCUCUUCACAAAGCCUGUCGGCACUCCGCACCACACGCUCCUCAGUUCCAGUUCUCGAAGUGACAGGUUCCAAUCAUCCUCAAGCGCCCAGCCAUCCGUUAACGACCUGAUCGACCAUCUCCGCCGCACGCAAGUAUCCAGCUCUGAUGAUCGCACCAGUCCCUCCAGCUUCGUCGCUCCUCGAUCCGUUCAUCCCUCCUUACGAAACCUCCUCGAACUCCCUGUAACUCCGCCUCCGCGCCCCCGCCCCAAUGCGCGCCGCGUCGGCGUUGGACGACUGAGAAGAACCCCGGGACCUCCGCCACCGGAGAGCUGGUUAUUAGGAAAUAAUCAAAUUACCAACGAAAAUUCCGAGCAAGAGGAUAUUGAUACCACCGCACAAACCGAGCGAGUCAUCUAUCGACUAGAGCGCCUCCCGGGGGCAACGUUCCCCCCGAAAAAUGGCCUAUUGCAUAUGACUCUCAAGGCCAUGGCCCAGCACUGGGCAUGGCAUGUGGCGUACGACGGACAGUUUCUGGCUAUGCUGCCUACUCACGUUAAAGUGUUGCUGUUGAGUUAUAUUUCGGUGUACGGGAAGGAUCAGCCGCUGGGGGGCUUGGUUCGUGGGUUGAAGCCGUUGAUUUCUGUCGAUAAGAAUGAUGAGGAUUACCAAGGUUCUGAGUUGGAUGGUAUAUCGCGACUGGAUUUUGGUGGUGCACUGGGACGGUGGAUGGGAUUUAAGGAGUUGAAUAAUGAGCUAUUCCUGUCGCCUAGCGCUGUGGACUUACCGCGCAAAUCAAAAGAAGUUGUCCCAGCAUCGUGGGAAGAGGAGUACGAGGAAGAAGCAUCAGCCAUACCCAAGUCCUUUGAACAUGGCUGCCGAUUUGAGAACCUCCGAUUUCUCUCUCUAGCGCAUCCGCAUCCAUCCGCUGCGAACUGGAAAUCCCUACUCAAGCUUCUUUCCCGUCUAUCGAUUCUCACUCAUCUGUCACUAGGCCACUGGCCCGUUCCAACUCUUACGCCCAAUGCGAUCAAUGCUCGCAUCCGCCACCCCACACACCGAUCGCUCACCUUUUCCUACAGCGGCACAGACACAUACUCCACCAUGGAGAACAAUUGGGCCGAAGCGUCGGGUAUCCUGCGCAAACUAUCGCAUGCUACUUAUUGCCUAAAAUGGCUUGAUCUCGAAGGUUGUGGUGACUGGAUUCCAGCGCUGAGUUGGACCGGCCACGGUCCCGAUGGCGAGGUAUAUCACACGGGGCCCGAGUGGAAUGGAGCAUGGAGAGAUAUUGAAUGGAUUCGGUUGGGACCUGGUUGGUUGCCGCAUAUUGAUGAUGCUGAGAUUCUUGGACUUCAUACUCGUGAUGCCGAUAACCCACCGACAGCGACGGCGAUUCGGCCGCAACAGCAGCAACAACAACAACAGCCGUAUCAACCACCUGCCUUCCGGUCACUAGCAUCCUCCAUUCACGCACCGCCAACCCCAUCAUCAUCGCUGUCCCGUAUAAGGGGAAUUGAGACCGAUGACGAUGACAGUGGUAGUGACACCUCAUGGGACGUGGAAGUAGAACGCGUUAAGUAUCGCCGCGCAAAGGAGCUAGAGCGGUACCAGGAGGCGAUGCGUACCGCGAGGACGGUGCAGCAACGGGUGCAGCAGCUUAGAAGGGAAGGAAAGAGGAAGUGGGUGCAUUUCUCGUUUGGGAUUGAGGAGCUGAAGGAGGAUGUGGUUAGGGAGUUGUUAGGGAAGGAGUAUACAGACUUCCUUCCGUAGAUAUGCAUAGAGUGAUUUGUACAUGAAAUAGAAAUGCAUUUAAAAUCAUUACAGAUACUAAACCCAACCAAGGGCAAGUCGAUAUACAACCAACACAACCCAC